Molecule: messenger RNA, 675 nt
Organism: Aegilops tauschii subsp. strangulata
Lineage: Eukaryota; Viridiplantae; Streptophyta; Magnoliopsida; Poales; Poaceae
Source: RefSeq, a predicted model, not a curated record
AUGCCCGGCUUCCACGUUUACCCGCAGGCCUCCCGCCUCUCCGGGGAGUGCUCGCCCGAGGUGAGUGUGGUGGCGCCUUUCACGCCCGCGCCCGUGCCCAUUGACCUCAACGCCACACCGGUGGCCGGUGGCUCAUCAUCCGGAGGCGCGAGGAAACGCGCACGGCACAUGCCAGCCGACGUGCUACCGGGCGCGCGCAACCUGUUCGACGGAAUGCCGGCCUCCGGCGACGACGACUACAUGCAAAACAUCAUCUUCGAGAGUGGUGCGCCGACCGCCGGCGGAGCCUCCGGGGCUGGCUACGAUCCCGGCAAGACACAAAGCCAGGACGGCCGAGGGCCAUUCACGCUGUCCACCUUUGAUCAAGAUCAGGUGGCCUUCAUGCAUGAUCAGGUCGGCCUGGACCUGGACGGCUUCCCACUCGACCACGAGUUUCCGAAGGACUAGGGGCAAGAGGAAGAGGAAGAGUGAGACAUCGAAGGGGAGCCUUUGUUCGAGGACGAGCUCGCCAACCAAGCCGCCGGGGUGAAGCCGAAGCGCAAGAGCAAGCGGACGAAGGCAUACACGGCGCCCGAGGACAAGCUUCUUUGUGGGUGUUGGAGAGACAUUGGGCAGGACCCCAAGACGGGCGCCGAACAAAAGGCAUCAACCUUUUUGGAUUCGUGUCCACCGUGA